AGCCCCCCCAUCACGUUGUUUGACUCACUUUGAUCGUCUGUACUUUGCUGCAGUUCUGUCUUUUCAGCCGGGACAUUUUUGAGACACCAGCAUGUCGAUGGAGAAGAAGGUGGUKUUGAUCACAGGAUGCUCCUCUGGGAUCGGACUCAGCUUGGCGGUUCGAUUGGCCUCUGACACCAGCAAAGUGUUCAAAGUGUAUGCCACAAUGAGGAACCUGGCCAAGAAAGAACGUCUUUUAGAGUGUGUAAAAGAUCURCACCGGGAUACGUUGGAAAUACUUCAAAUGGACGUGACUGAUAGACAAUCCAUCCUGWCGGCACGAGACAAAGUUGUGGAGAARCGGGUGGACAUUCUGGUGUGUAACGCCGGUGUGGGUUUGAUGGGACCCCUGGAGGUUCAGUCCUUAGACACAAUGAGGCGCAUUCUGGAGGUCAACCUUCUUGGCACCAUCCAGACCAUUCAGGUGUUCUUAUCAGGAAUGAAAGCACAAGGUCAGGGCCGCAUUCUGGUCACGGGCAGCACCGGAGGGCUUCAUGGUCUGCCUUUUAAUGAGGUGUACUGUGCCAGUAAGUUUGCAGUUGAAGGAGCMUGUGAGAGUCUGGCUGUCCUCCUGCAACACUUUAACAUACAAGUCAGUCUCAUCGAGUGUGGUCCGGUCAACAGUGACUUCUUGAUUAACCUGCAGAAGGCAGAGCUUGGGGAUCCAUCGCUGCAACAAGUUGAUGGCAGAACGAUCAGCCUGUAUGAGAAAUACCUGCAACACUGCAGCACGGUUUUCCAAAAUGCUGCACARGACACCGAAGAUAUUGUCGAGGUAUUUCUUGAUGCCAUCCAUUCCACCAGUCCUGCAUUCAGAUACUUCACCAACAGCGUCAUGCCUCCUCUUACCCAGCUGAAGGUCACAGAACCACAUGGAAGGGAAUACAUAGAAACUAUGAGCAAGAUCAUUUUUGCAGAUGAGGACCAAUAACUGCAGAAAUGUUGCUCUUUCAAUCAAGCAACCACUUUAUCUGCAAACUUUGGCCUAAGUGAAAAGAAUAGUGUUUGUUUUUUUUCCAAUUUUAGCUUCUGGGGCAAAGGUGAUG
Poecilia reticulata (guppy) is the source of this 1085-nucleotide messenger RNA. RefSeq names its product hydroxysteroid (17-beta) dehydrogenase 1 (gene hsd17b1). Gene Ontology annotation, biological process: estrogen biosynthetic process. The record is from RefSeq and is a predicted model, not a curated record. Lineage: Eukaryota; Metazoa; Chordata; Actinopteri; Cyprinodontiformes; Poeciliidae. Gene Ontology annotation, molecular function: estradiol 17-beta-dehydrogenase [NAD(P)+] activity. Gene Ontology annotation, cellular component: cytoplasm; cytosol.